Messenger RNA from Protopolystoma xenopodis, 270 nucleotides. The record is from the annotation of a GenBank genome assembly. NCBI's taxonomy places the organism in Eukaryota, Metazoa, Platyhelminthes, Monogenea, Polystomatidea, Polystomatidae.
CCCCAGGGGAGGACACCGUGCCCCUUGACGGCAGGUCAGCAUCAGUCACGUUUCUACACUCAGCCGGCCCCUCUGCAGCUGCCUGCGUGCACCACAGUACCGGGUGACGGCUUCGACUCACUUCUCAACAAAAACUCCACUCUACUCCUUUCCUUUGGGCAAGAAGUAGAAACAAAUGUGUGUACAAGCAAAGAUGAAGAGAUAACUGGGCAGACAAAUGGUGGGACAAACAAAAAAGACAAUCCUAUGGCUAAAAAGGAAACAAGAUAA